AUGUCCGACCACCAAUACACCUUCAACAUCUCCAUGAGCUGCGGCGGCUGCUCCGGCGCCGUUGAGCGUGUCCUGAAGAAGCUCGAAGUGCAGUGCACAUCGCUGCUACUAUUCCUCACAAGGGCUAUUGUUAACCAGUCCUCUUUGCUCCCAGGCGUCAAAACCUUCGACGUAAACCUCGAAUCGCAAACCGCAAAGAUCACCACCGAGCCGAGUCUUUCGUACGACACUGUUCUGGCUACUAUUAAGAAGACUGGGAAGGCUGUUAAUAGUGGGGAGGCGGAUGGGGAGAAGCAGGCUGUUUAG
Molecule: messenger RNA, 306 nt
Organism: Penicillium cosmopolitanum
Lineage: Eukaryota; Fungi; Ascomycota; Eurotiomycetes; Eurotiales; Aspergillaceae
Product: copper metallochaperone ATX1
Exons: 2
Coding region: 1-306 (101 amino acids)
Biological process (GO): copper ion transport
Cellular component (GO): cytosol
Molecular function (GO): copper chaperone activity; metal ion binding
Source: RefSeq, a predicted model, not a curated record